Messenger RNA from Gadus morhua (Atlantic cod), 2154 nucleotides. RefSeq names its product Src homology 2 domain containing E (gene she). Gene Ontology annotation, molecular function: phosphotyrosine residue binding. The record is from RefSeq and is a predicted model, not a curated record. Bases 494 to 2029 code for a protein of 511 amino acids. Lineage: Eukaryota; Metazoa; Chordata; Actinopteri; Gadiformes; Gadidae. The transcript has 6 exons.
UUCAACACAUGACAAUUCGCUUUUGUCGUUAGAACAAUCAACGCACUCUCUCACACUCCGGGAAUGGGAUCUCCAGUAAUUUCAAAGAAAAACUUUCAAUUCUUCCGAGUUUACGCUCUCCGAAGGCUACUUUUCAAACUCCUUGGAUAGUUGUACCUGUUGGGUGCCAAGUAGACCAAACAUAAAGGGAACUGGUCUAUGAGGUCCAUGUAGCAGCAGGAGCCGUCGCUGUGAUAAUUGUAUGCCUGGUUAGGGAGAAAGGGUGCACGACGUCCCACCAAGAGCUCAGAGUCACAGUGGGAACGGAAAGGCCGCGCGUAAAGUACCCGUGCGUAAAAUGGGUGCUGGUGAUUUCUGAAAAAAGUAAGUGUUACUAAAUUAAAUUUAGGCUGAACAUUUGUUAACGUCUGAUUAUAGGGCCCGUACACACUGUAUAUCAUUACUUGAGGAUUAAAUUACCUGCGCAAAGUCGGGUUGGGCCAACAUUUCAGUCAUGGCCAAAUGGUUCAAAGAUUUCCCCAUAAACCUUAAGAACGGAAACGAACGCGUUCGUUCUGCCUCCGAGUCUGGCCCACAACCUCGCUCUAAAUCGGCGUUUUCCCGAGACAGUCUGAAGGGACUCCCACGCAAGGAUGGAGGUGUUGGAGGAGUCGGGGGUUUAUUGGUGGGAAGAAACCGUAAGAAUUCUGCUGUUGAACUAGGGCGCAACAGCAGCGGUCCUACGGGGUCAGUGUGGGAUACUCUUCGGAAGAAUUCAAAAGUUGACGCCGGGGGGCCAGAUGAGAACCGCCAACCCAGGACCUCCACCACCAACUUUGCGCACGCUUACAUUAGUAGAAUGAUCAAAGUUGACAAACAGGACAAGAACCCGAAAGUCACCGCCAAGAAGGAAAAAAAGCUACCGGAAAACGACAAAGAAAAGCCCGACAAUAAAUCUACAAUGCUGAUCAUCUUGGAGGACUACGCCGACCCGUUUGAUGCAGAGAAGACCAAGGAGCAGAGGGAGGCAGAGAGGGCCGGGGGGAACGACGGCUACAUGGAGCCUUAUGAUGCCCAGGUCAUCAUCACAGAAGUGCGCCGACGCGGCUCCAAGGACAUGCUGAAGGUGUGUGUGCUGCUGGACCGCGGCCAGGGGGGCCAUGUGGAGGGGAGGGGGGAGGACGGCAAGCCCCCGCCCCUCAACAUUUAUGACACGCCCUACGAGGGAGGGCCCGCGGGCGACAGCGAGGGGGUGUGGAUCCCCGUAACCCGGCCCGAGUCCGACGUGCGUCCCCCAGGGGAGUAUGAGCUGCCCUGGGAGUGGAGGAAAGAGGACAUCGUCAGGGCCCUGUCAGCCCAGUUUGAGGCGGGGGACUGUUCUCUUGGCAGGGAGGGUGGCUCCACCCCCUGUCGCCAGCAGCUCCAGCAGCUCCAGCAGCAGCAGCCGCAGCACACCCUGAGACAGAAGACCUGGAACCACAAGAGCCUGGUCUCCACCUCCCUGUCCUCCCCCUCGUCCCCGUCCUCCCCUUCCUUCCCCUCCUCCCCCAUCCUCAAACUCUCCCCUCUCUCGCCCCCCUCUCCCUCGUUCUCCACUCUCAAACCUUCGCCUUUCUCGUGCUCUUCCUCCCCCACCACCAAACUCUGCCCCCCCUCUCCCACCUCUGCCCCUGCCGCUGGCCCCCUGGAUGGAGACGUGGCCAAGGUGGACCCCACCCUGCCCUUGGAGAAGCAGAGCUGGUACCAUGGCAGUGUGAGUCGCCAGCAGGCAGAGGCUCAGCUGCAGCGUUGCAAGGAGGCCAGCUUCCUUGUGAGGGACAGCGAAUCAGGCACCAGCAAAUACUCCAUCGCUCUGAAGACCAGCCAGAGCUGUGUCCACAUCAUCGUGGCUCAGACUAAGAGCAGCAAGGGCCAGGGCUACACCCUUGACCAGAGCAGCUGUGUGUUCGCCAGCAUCCCGGAAGUUGUGCACCACUACUGCACACAUAGACUGCCUUUCACAGGAGCAGAGCACAUGACCCUGCACUACCCUGUCACCAGGCCUCAUUAAUCAUAUAUAUAUAUGUAUAUAUGUUUAUAUUAGUGCUGUCAAGCGAUUAAAAUAUUUAAUUGUGAUUAAUCAUAUUAAUGUCAUGGUUAACUCACGAUUAAUCGCAAAUCUUUUUUCUAUGCUAA